Messenger RNA from Spirodela intermedia, 609 nucleotides. The record is from the annotation of a GenBank genome assembly. Lineage: Eukaryota; Viridiplantae; Streptophyta; Magnoliopsida; Alismatales; Araceae.
AUGGUGACAAUCCUCUCGCAAUUCUGGAGAUCCUUCUCCACGAUGGCGCAGCUCUGGUGUCCCCUGUCUUUCAAGUCCGCAGUUGGCUCCAACGACGGGCGACCAUCAACCGCAGAGCAGAGACGACCGUCUACGGCGGCGCCACCUGCCGACGCUGCCGUGAUUGAUAUGUCGGCCGGCGACGUCCAGCCCAUCGUUGCCCGCUCGGAUUCGGGCGCUUCGACGACAGCGGUUGACGACGGUCACUUCGUCGAAGGCGUGAUAUUCUUCGCGUCCACAAUCUCUGCCUUCUUAAUCAGGAACCAGCCGUCGUGGCCGACUCCUCAAGGCCUCCUCUUCCAUAUCCACUCCAUUUUCCUCCACCUGGCCCUCAUCAAUGGGUUGGCCUUCAUCUUCUUCUCCCUCAUCUUCCAUCGAAGCCUCGCGAUGUCCCGGGUGCGGCGGAAACUGGCGUUCAACAGUGUCAUGUUCCUGGUCGUGGCCUUCAUGCUGAGUGCCUACGUAGAGCUUCCCGUCUUUUCUUUCGUCCUCCUUUUAAUCCUCUUCCUUCUCAUCUUCGCCUAUUUCACGAUGUCAUGGGUUAGGGACGACCAGACUCUUCCCAUGUAG